Syngnathus typhle (broad-nosed pipefish) is the source of this 1710-nucleotide messenger RNA. RefSeq names its product 1-phosphatidylinositol 4,5-bisphosphate phosphodiesterase zeta-1-like. Gene Ontology annotation, biological process: intracellular signal transduction; lipid metabolic process; positive regulation of cytosolic calcium ion concentration involved in egg activation. Bases 1 to 1710 code for a protein of 569 amino acids. The transcript has 11 exons. The record is from RefSeq and is a predicted model, not a curated record. Gene Ontology annotation, cellular component: nucleus. NCBI's taxonomy places the organism in Eukaryota, Metazoa, Chordata, Actinopteri, Syngnathiformes, Syngnathidae. Gene Ontology annotation, molecular function: phosphatidylinositol-4,5-bisphosphate phospholipase C activity.
AUGAGAAAAAGCAAGGCCCCGUCCACCAGGAGAGACGAUAUCGAGAAGCUCUUCAACAAUUAUGCCUCAGGCCAGACCACGCUACCCGGCUGCUCCCUGCUCAGGUUUCUCCAAAAGGAGCAGCUGGAGCUCGCAGCCGACGAGGCCACGGUCCAGAGCUUGAUCGAGAGCUACGAAAUCGAAGAGGCGGCCAUACAUAAUCAGUGCAUGACAUUUGAAGGCUUCCACCGCUACAUGGAGUCCAAAGACUGCUGUGUUUUCAAUCAAUCCCACAAGUUUGUGUACCAGGACAUGAAUCAGCCACUCAGCAGCUACUUUAUCUCUUCAUCGCACAACACCUACUUGACAGGAGACCAACUCAUUGGCAAAAGCCACCUGGAUGCCUACAUUUGUGCUUUGAAGAAAGGCUGCCGCUGUCUGGAGAUAGACUGCUGGAACGGACCAGGUAUGGAGCCCAUUGUCUACCAUGGUUACACCCUGACCACAAAGAUUCUCUUCAAGGAUGUUAUUGCAACUGUGGGACAGUAUGCUUUUGAGGCGUCUAUUUACCCGGUGAUCUUGUCUCUGGAGAACCAUUGUUCCAAGAAACAGCAGGAAGUUAUGGCUCACCACCUCACCUCUAUACUAGGAAACAAGCUGGUUGAUGUGCGCUUAGAUCACCAGACCACGGGAGACCUCCCAAGCCCAAAUGACCUAAAGUAUAAGAUCCUGAUCAAGAAUAAAAAACUAAAGCCCAAUGCUAGAAUAGAUGGAGCAUCAGGGACAGAGGCAGAUGACAGUGCAGAUGAGGGCUGGGAGGAGGAGGAGGAGGAGGAAGAAGAGGAGGAAGAGGAAGAGCAUGAGGUGGAUCAACCGACCAGAUCAAGGUUCUGGUCCCUGAGAAAGUCAAGCUUAAAAAAGAAAAAGAAGAAGGUGGUGGUAGCGGACGCUCUGUCCGACCUCGUCAUAUACACUGUGUCUGUCAAGUUCACCAGCUUCAGUCACUCCAAAGACAAUCAGAAGUCCUGUGAGAACACAUCCAUGGCUGAGAAAAAAGCCCGCAAGCUGGCCAAAGUUUCAGGUAAAGAUUUUGUUCUGCACAACCAGAGAUUCUUGACCAGGAUUUAUCCCGCGGGCUCCAGGACAUCCUCGUCCAAUUACAACCCUCAAGAGUUCUGGAACGUUGGAUCGCAGCUCGUGGCACUUAAUUUCCAGUCCCCAGGAUUGGCCAUGGACCUUAAUGAUGGCCGUUUCCAAGACAACGGAGGCUGCGGCUACGUCCUUAAGCCUGCUGUGCUCAUGUCUCGUGAAAGAAGCUUUGAUCCAAGCUGCAGUCAACGUGGUGUUGCACCAACACUCCUGCUGCUCAAGGUUAUAUGUGGGUCCAAUUUACCGCUUCCAAAAAUGGGGAAGAAUCUGUACCCCUUCGUCAGAGUUGAGAUCCACGGGAUCGGAUCGGACUGCAACAGAAAAAACACAAGCACAGUCAAAAACAACGCUUUGAACCCCUACUGGGAUUCCGACAUGAACUUCCGCAUCAGCAUUCCCGACGUGUGUCUCAUCCGCUUUUGUGUCCGAGACCAGACCGGCUUUCUGUCCAGUGACUUCGUGGGCCAGUACACGCUGCCUUUCAGCAGCCUGAGAAGAGGAUAUCGCUGGGUACCUCUUCAGUCCCGAUCAGGAUGCAGUUUGGAUCCAGCCUCUCUUUUCGUUUAUGUCUGGUAUUCCUAA